CAGACCAGAACAAGGCACGAACCCCCAAUCUUCAUUCCUCGUGGAGGCGUACGUACCGUAUACGAAGACAUCAUUAGAGUUGGAUAAGCUUUGGCGAAUCUGCGGGGACGAAACCUGGUCGAGGGCCCUAUGCACGCCACAGUCUCCCAAGGUUUUCGACGCAUCCUGUCAUGCAGUGUCGAUCUCGACACUCCCAGCAUGACGUUCAGCUUUGAUUACCAUCGCCUCGACCAUCUUUCAUGUCGCGUGGACAAGUCAACGCUGAUAUGUACUAUGGCAUCACCCAGAGAGUCAACCAAUUCGUGACACCUCGACAGUGCUGUCCAAACUACCUAGGUAGUCUCUCAGAAUGAAUGAUCCUGGACUGGAUGAACCGAUCGACGACGCAUCUAAGCAGGUCCAAGAGAAUGUCGACCAUCGCCACAAGCCAGGCCCACAGGAUGAUGUGGACGAGGACCAAGACCUUCGCAGCUUUCUCAUGCCAACUCGCUGGUGGUAUGCCUCGACUGCAUUUCCUUUGAUUGCUGGCACCUUUGGUCCAAUGGCCAAUGCCUUUUCAAUCUGUGCCUUGGUGGAAAACUGGAGAGUUCAAAUUCCACCAGGUGGUACUGAAGAGCAUGGAAUUGAUAUCCCCGAUCCACAUUGGCUGAUCGCCGUCAACGCCUUGUCGCUCGUAUCCGCACUCGCCGCAAACUUGUCACUGCUCCUCAACAUGGCAAGACGCGUCCCCUUCCGCAUUGCACAACCCAUCACCAUCACUGGCUUUUGGGUCGCAUCCGUUCUACUCAUCGCUCUCAUUUCCGUUGCAUCCCAUGCCUUUGCCGCUCCCGGCGUUCAAGACCAAGCCUUGACUCAGGCUUACUACUAUGCAAUCUUUGCCGCAGGUUUGUACCAGAUCAUCUCUUACCUCAUGUGCCUAACCGUCUACGGGGCAUACAGAGGUCACUACAGCCGUGAUUUCAAACUCACCAUGGCCCAACGCACCUUGAUGUUGCAGACCAUUUCUUUCCUCGUCUAUCAGCUUCUCGGAGCCUUGGUCUUUUCAAAGAUCGAGGGUUGGAAGUUCCUCGACGCGGUGUACUGGGCUGACUUCACAUCACUGACCAUUGGCAUUGGCGCUGACUUUGUCCCCACCACUCACCUCGGUCGCAGUCUUCUCUUUCCAUUUGCCUUCGGAGGCAUCACUAUCCUCGGUCUCGUCGUUGGCUCAAUUCGCUCCAUGAUUCUUGAUCGAGGAAAGAGAAAGAUGGCCGCCAGACUCACGGAGAAGACUCGGGUCAACCUGGUCCAAAAAGUGGAAAAGGCGACCACCGCCAAUGGUUCGACCAUGCGAAACGGCCCAAUGGGGCUUGAAAAAGAGACAGCAGCCGCCCUCACUCUACAGCCCGGUGACCAGGCCCUAUCCGAGAAGGCAAGACGGGAGGCAGAGUUUGAGGCGAUGAGGAGAGUGCAGCAAAGAGCAAUCACGCUCAAGAAAUACUACAGCCUGAUGCUGUCGACCUUUGCUUUUGCCUUUCUGUGGACCAUUGGUGCACUCGUCUUUUACCACACCGAAAAGAACCAGCAAUGGAGCUAUUUUGAGUCACUUUAUUUUGCCUACACCUCGCUCCUGACCAUCGGAUAUGGCGAUUUUCAGCCAAUCAGUAAUAGUGGCAAGCCAUUUUUCGUCUUUUGGUCCUUGCUGGCCGUACCGACACUGACUAUUUUGAUAUCCGACAUGGGCGAUACGGUGGUCAAGACUAUCAAGGAAGCGACAAUCUGGCUCGGAGAAAUCACAGUGCUCCCCAGUGACGAGGACUCGACCAGAGAACGACUCAAAGCGGGACUAUACAACGUGACCCUUGGCAAGAUAGACUCUCUCCAAGCCAAGUCUCGAGAUCUCGAGGCCUCUUCCAAGGUCAAGGCAGGACGAGAUGCAGGGACUCAGGCGCGAGGCCAAGCGCUUCCACCUCGACAGCGACGCCGUCGCCAGGCUGACGAAGAUCGAUUGGCUGCUGACUUUGAAGAGCACGAGAAAAUAGGGGAGGCCAUAGCUCGCAGUCACGGCGAGGUGACAGAAGAAGUCAAGCAUCAUUAUCGGCGCACCUUGAUCGCACAGAUCCGCAAGGUGUACAACGAUUCCGCCGCCGCCACGCCGAAGAAGUACAGUUACGCGGAAUGGGCAUACUUUUUAAGGCUGCUCGGAGAAGACGAGAAUGAUGCUUCGUACCACAUUCGUCCUCGAGGGCAUCCAGAAGACCAGGCCACCAAACCCAACGCACCAAGAAAGGAGUCAUCACCGGAGUCGCCUGAGGCCGAUCGUGACGGGCACAGAGAAACUUCCACAAGUGCAGAAGUGGACGGGGCCAGAGAUUCUUCCGGGUCUUCUGUUGCUACCCAGGGAUGGAGUUGGAUUGGAAACCAAAGUCCACUCAUGGGAGACAAAGAAGAAUCCGAGUGGUUGAUUGAAAAGCUCUUCCAGCGACUAGAAGAAAGCCUGCGGGACAUUAAGCAGGAGCCCGAGAGACGAACCAGGAGUGGAAACCAGCAGGGUGAAUUAUGAUGCCUAUAUACAGACUUUGACAGAACCUGAGAUGGGAGUGGGCUCUUGGGACACCUGACCCUGACCGUGUAACGAUGCCCGUUAGGUUGGUAAAGGUCGGUACAGGCAGCGCAGUGUUGCAAGAAGUGGAGAGGUGUAGAAGUCUGGACAGCGGAUAGCGCAAACAGGGCACCGUCAAUACAAUACCACUGGUAGAUUUCCUAUCCAGGAUACAAG
Exophiala mesophila is the source of this 2758-nucleotide messenger RNA. RefSeq lists its product as uncharacterized. The transcript is spliced from 4 exons. Bases 350 to 2542 code for a protein of 730 amino acids. Gene Ontology annotation, biological process: stabilization of membrane potential; potassium ion transmembrane transport. Lineage: Eukaryota; Fungi; Ascomycota; Eurotiomycetes; Chaetothyriales; Herpotrichiellaceae. Gene Ontology annotation, molecular function: potassium ion leak channel activity. Gene Ontology annotation, cellular component: membrane. The record is from RefSeq and is a predicted model, not a curated record.